AUGAUUUGUCGAAACGUAAGCGUGUACCUGAACGGCGUCCUGCUUGUUCAAGACGGUCGGAGGGCCCGCCGCAUUGGGCAACUCGAAAAGGCCAUAAUUGCGAUCUCAUCCACUGUCGUCCAGGGGAAUACGAAUGCUGAUGGUACAGCUACAGGGAAAGCAGAGCCGGGUACGGGGAAGCAUCCUGGGACCAAAAUUGCUGAGGGUCCACAGACGGCCGGAUCGCGUGCGGCCCACGAGGAAGGGAGGCGGCUUCGAAGCGCGGCCCCUCUUCCCUCGCCCGGUCCGACGGCGUCGUCACAGCUGCUAGGAGUACGGAGAAUUGAUUUGCUGUGGUGGGUGAAAGGUGUCGUGGAUGUCCUGGAACAGAGGGUGAAUGAUUGGCCGAUCACCCGUCGCGCUUGGCCGGGAUGGGAACAAGCGAGAGGGCGCAACACAAUGGCGUCUGGGUCUUUCAUCCAAAGUAGUCAUGCCAUCAUCGCACGGCGGGGCAUUCAACAGAUUCUCGACUCAAGUCCCGUAGUAGGCGAUACUGGCUCAUCACAACCGCCUCCAAAUCACAUGGCGCAGCAAGGUGGCCGACUAUGCGGCUGGAAGCGCCGCGCCUCAGCCAUCCUUGCCUCCCGCAUCUCAUUGGCCCGCGCUUCCCGAAGUGUCCCUGCGAAGCUGACCACUGGGAUGCUGCAGCAACAAGUUGCCUGUACCUGGAUGCGACCAGACCCACCGUUUAUGGCCACUGAGCAAAGUGCCUGA
Molecule: messenger RNA, 753 nt
Organism: Paraphaeosphaeria sporulosa
Lineage: Eukaryota; Fungi; Ascomycota; Dothideomycetes; Pleosporales; Didymosphaeriaceae
Exons: 2
Coding region: 1-753 (250 amino acids)
Source: RefSeq, a predicted model, not a curated record